This is a messenger RNA of Plectropomus leopardus (leopard coralgrouper), 3939 nucleotides long. RefSeq names its product dystrobrevin beta. Gene Ontology annotation, cellular component: plasma membrane; synapse. The record is from RefSeq and is a predicted model, not a curated record. Gene Ontology annotation, biological process: synaptic signaling. Gene Ontology annotation, molecular function: zinc ion binding. NCBI's taxonomy places the organism in Eukaryota, Metazoa, Chordata, Actinopteri, Perciformes, Serranidae.
CGCUUGUACAUUUCUGUGUGCGGCUACAACCGCAGUUCCUGAGACUGAAGUCGAAUGAGACGGGAGAGGAGGCUGAAAUACGAUGAUGGAUGGUCCGAGCCGUUUCUCAUCGCUCGGACAGCUGUAACGUCGGCGGACACACGGGUGGAUUCAUCAAAGGGUCGACGUUCAGGGCUUCACUCUGUUUGACACUCAGCCAGCGACAGGAUGAUCGAGGAAGGCAGUAAACGAGGCAAGGCCAUGGUGGAGAAGAGACAGCUCUUCAUGGAAAUGAGAGCACAAAACUUUGACGUAAUCAGACUGUCGACUUACAGGACUGCCUGCAAACUCCGGUUUGUGCAAAAGAGAUGCAACCUUCAUCUGGUGGACGUCUGGAACAUGAUCGAAGCCUUUCGUGACAACGGGCUCAACACGUUGGACCACAACGCUGAGAUCAACGUGUCGCGGCUGGAGACUAUCCUGUCUUCCAUCUACUACCAGCUCAACAAGCGGCUGCCCACCACGCACCAGAUCAACGUGGAGCAGUCCAUCGGGCUGCUGCUCAACUUCAUGGUGGCCACCUACGACAGUGAAAGCCAUGGGAAGCUGACCGUUUUCUCAAUGAAAUCCAUGCUGUCGACAAUGUGUGGAGGGAAAAUUGUGGACAAACUACGCUAUAUUUUCUCACAGAUCUCAGACUCAAGUGGAGUCAUGAUGUUUGCAAAGUUUGAUCAGUUUCUUCGGGAGGUGCUCAAACUCCCCACGGCCGUGUUCGAGGGCCCUUCUUUUGGCUACACAGAGCAUUCGGUGCGGACGUGCUUCCCUCAACAGAAGAAGAUUAUGCUGAACACGUUUUUGGAUGUGUUGAUGGCAGACCCUCCCCCACAAUGCCUCGUAUGGCUGCCGCUCAUGCACCGGCUUGCUAAUGUUGAAAAUGUCUUCCAUCCGGUGGAAUGUUCAUAUUGCCGGAGCGAGAGCAUGAUGGGUUUCCGGUAUCGGUGCCAACAGUGCCAUGGCUACCAGCUCUGCCAGAGCUGCUUCUGGCGUGGUCAUGCCAAUGGUCCCCAUAGCAACCAGCACCAGAUGAAGGAGCACUCAUCCUGGAAGUCUCCGGCCAAAAAGCUGAGCCACGCAAUCAGUAAAUCUCUAGGCUGCGUCCCCAUCGGAGAGCCGCCGCAUCCUGUGUUCCCCGAGCAGGCGGAGCGACCGCAGGAACUCACCCACACUGUUCAGCCGAAACCAGUGGCCAACAACAUGAACGACACAAUGCUCAUGUCCUCUGGGGCGCCUACUCCUACCAAAAGUGUCUUGGAGAGUCCCAGUCGGCUAGAUGAAGAGCACCGCCUCAUCGCUCGCUACGCUGCCCGCCUGGCAGCCGAGGCGGGCAACUCCACACAACAAUGUCCUCCAACAGAUCUGGGUUUCAACUUUGAUGCCAAUAAGCAACAGAGGCAGCUGAUUGCAGAGCUGGAGAACAAAAACAGGGAGAUUCUGCAGGAAAUCCAGCGGCUGCGUUUGGAGCACGAGCAGGCCUCUCAGCCGACCCCAGAAAAAGCCUCGCAGAACCCCACGCUCCUGACUGAACUGCGGCUCCUCAGGCACCGGAAGGACGAGCUGGAGAGGCGCAUGUCGGCCCUGCAGGAGAGCAGACGGGAGCUGAUGGUGCAGCUGGAGGGACUCAUGAGGCUGCUAAAGGAUGAGGAGCAGAAGCAGGCUUCCCAGUCUGGAAGCUCCCCUCAUUCCUCACCCAGUCACGGUGCGGGCUGCUCAAUGCCCAUGCCCAUCCGCUCCACCUCGGCUGGGUCCACGCCAACUCACACACCACAGGACUGCCUGGCAGGAGUGGGAGGGGAUGUGCUUGAGGCCUUUGCUCAGGGUGUACCUAGAAAUCUUCGGAAUGAUCUAUUAGUUGCUGCUGACUCAAUCACAAACACCAUGUCAUCACUGGUGAAAGAGCUCCACUCAGUUGAUGAUGGGGGAGUUGAAGAGGAGACCAACAUGAGGAACGGUGGGGACAGAGCCGAAGCAGAAUGAACAACAAAAAGCACAUUGAGAGUACAGAAGCACUGAGGAAAAGUGAAAAAACCAUUCCACCCCGUAAGGACAUAUAGUCAUCAACUGGGAAGAAUCAGUAACAACAACAACAACAACAACAACAACAACAACAACAACAACACCAACAACGACAACCCCUGGCAUUAGCACGUAGAGUAAUGCAUGCUGUAAUCUAACAGGAUUUCACUAUGUGAAAAAAACUUCACACCUUGCAGGUAGCAAGAUGUGUCUAAUUAGCGAGUGUGUAUGUUGUCCUGUAAACAAAAACUGCUGUAAUUACCCAAUGAUUUCCCUCAUGACUGCUAAGGAAUGGCUUGCAGUGCUUUCUCCCCCAACUGUUCCAUAGCAGCAGAUCAUUCUGUAUAUAAAAUACUGUAAACACAUGACCACGGGAACGCCCCGACAUGAAGGUGACAACAUGUUCCCUGUUAUUGCUUUUGUAUGAUUAGCGCUCGUAGUUUCUUUUUGUUUUGUUUUUGUUUAUUUUUUGUUUCUUUUUGCAUGAAGUUGCACUCAUGUUUGGAUUUAGGUACUGUACCAUGCUAUGCCAGCUCUCUGUGGGAUUAUGAUGACAGCUGGGGUGUCAGAAGUGUCUUGCCUCAGAAUUCACACUGAGUGUGUUUACUUGCACAUCCAUAUUCUGAAGUUUGUUAAAAAAAAAAAACUUUAAAGUUUGAAAAAGCAGAAUUCUGGAUAUGCUCCAGUUUCUGUGAAAAGGAUUGUUUGACAUUUUGGGAAAAACACUUAUUCACCUACUUGCUGAAAGUUAGAUAAGAUCGACACCAUUCUCAUAUUUGUGCAAAGGAGCAGUUCGAUAUUUCAAGAAAUUGGCUUAUCUGGUUUCUUAACGAGAGUUAGCUAAUAUCCGUACACUAAAUAUGAAGCUUCUGCCAGCAGCCAUUAAGCUUAGCUUAGCAUAAGACUGGAUACAGCUAGCUUUGCUCUGUCCGGAUGUAACAAAAUCAACCUACCAGCACCUCUACAGCUCAAUAAUUAACAUGUUAUAUCAUGUUUGUUUAAUUCGUUUAAAAACUCAAGUUCAAAAAUGACAAGUUGUGGUUUUAAAGGAUGUCAAAUGAUGGACUAGUUCUUGGCUGAGCACAGUGGCUUCCUGGAGUCUUGUUUUUGAGCUUGCCAAUAAAUAUAGAGCACAAUUUAGCGUCUGUAUGAGAUGCACCAGGCUCUGAGCCAAAUCAAAUGUAAACCCAUCCACUUUAUUAUUAGACUUUUUGAGCAACAAAAUAGUAUAAAGAGUGCAAAAUUUCAUUACAGGUCAUUGGGAGAGAAGGUGGAUGGGUCCAACAAGCACAGGACUUUGACCCAGGAGACCAGUGUUUGUGUCCUGUGUGAAACUAAAAGUCAACGUUUGACACUUCACUUAUUAGUGUGAGUCUACUGACAUAACUAACAUCAUCCACGAUCGUUUCCUAACUGUAACCAAGUAUUUUUGUUGCUAAAGCUAUCCGCCGACCCCUUAUGCAACAAGAUACUAAGCAAAAAUCUGUGCUUCUGCCAAAGAACCAAAUAUGAUAAUCAGGAUUGAGCUUAUUUAAUAUUCUUUUCUUUUUUUUAAAGAUUAUUUUGGGGGACUUUUGACCUUUAAUCAACAGGACAGAUUCAGCUUGAAAGAGGGAGAGAGGGGGGCAAAGGGCCAAGGUUGGAGUCAAACCUGUGGCCACUGCAGCAAGAACACAGCCUUUGUACAAAGCUAGUGGGCGCCUUAUGCGCUGACUAUCUGUUGUUAAAGUGAGAUGACAGACAAAACCACAAUGUUGUCGUUCUUCCAUUUUGUUUUUAUACAGACUAAACAACGGAGAUAUUGCCAGGCUAGCUCUUUCUCCAUGUGUCCAGUCUUCACGCCAAAUUAAGCUGACCAGCUGCUGGUUGUAGUUUUACAUUUACUUG